This is a messenger RNA of Pogona vitticeps (central bearded dragon), 2228 nucleotides long. RefSeq names its product putative protein ARB2BP. NCBI's taxonomy places the organism in Eukaryota, Metazoa, Chordata, Lepidosauria, Squamata, Agamidae. Gene Ontology annotation, cellular component: nucleus. The record is from RefSeq and is a predicted model, not a curated record. Gene Ontology annotation, molecular function: siRNA binding. Gene Ontology annotation, biological process: regulatory ncRNA-mediated heterochromatin formation.
UUUCAGAGCUACCUAAGCGAGGACUGGUUCCCUUUGAGACAACUCUGCACACAUUUGCCGGGGAGGCAAGUCGGAAUCGACGGUCCGGUUUUGUAUAAUAAACGUACGAACGGAUAAAGCUGCAAUCCGAAAACAGGCAGGUUGAGCUGUGAAGAAGCUCCAGCGGCCCAAGCGGACUCGCUUCCCGGCCGUCGCACCUGAACUCCCCCUCGCCGAUCGCCCUCAUCGCCACCUGUCAACGAGGGAACUAAUUCGCCCACCAAUCCGGUUCCUUCGCCACGUUCAAGGGCCAGCGCCGCGCUGCCUUUCCAAGCGCAUUUCAAGAGCUGCCGCGCGGUUGCCCCCAAACCAACCUCUCCUACCUACAGGAACAACUUCUGCCGGGCAGGAAGCGGUUCUGCGCCGGUUCCGGGAAACGGACAACCAAGACAGAAUUCUGAAGCACAAUAGACUAAUGUAACUAGAAGACUUUGAUAAGAUUCUCAAGCAACAUGAAUUGGUUACAAAUGAAUGAAGAUCUGAGCUUCAGAAAAUUAAUAAAUGGUUCAGAGUGUCCAGAAAUACUUAAAUAUGACUUUAACAAAAAUGGCGAGCUUAGGCAUAUCGAAACCAAUGAACCUUUUGUUUUUAGUUAUCAAAAUUCUUAUUCUGAUAAUCACAAACGUUACCAAAUUCUUGGGCACUUAGUUACGCAGUAUGUUUAUGAACUUCUGGAAAAGGCUUGCAAAUUACAAAAGAUUUACAUUCCAAAAGAUAUACCAAAAAAUGAACUUUGCAGUUUCUUUUUCAUGAGUGAAAAUGCAUUAAAAAAUUGCUCAACUGUAGUUGUCCUCCUUCAAGAUCAAGGGACCUUUUGUGCAGGUCAGUGGGGGCAGAAGGUCAUAAUUCAUGAAGGUCUACAACAUGGAUCUCAAAUACCGUUCAUUGCAAUGGCUUUGCAGUGCUCUUGGGGUGUGAUUGUUUUAAAUCCCAAUGACUGUUUCAUUGAUCUGAAGACAGAAAAAGAAUGCUUAAGCCUAUCAGAGAAAGAAUACUCCACUUGUCCUAAAGAAUCUUGCAGUGUUCCAAAGAGAGACACCAGUAGUCCAGAAGAACAUACCAUCUAUGUUUGGGACCACUUCAUUUCAAACGCUACAGCUAGUAAUGUGGCCUUCAUUGCCCAUGGCUAUGGAGGAUUGGUUUUCGUCAACUUGCUCAUGCAGAGAACUUCAGAAGUAAUGAACAAGGUGUAUGCUGUUGCAUUUAUUGAUUCCACACAUCACACUAUGUACCAGACACAAGGCAAUUCCCAGGUACAGGCAUGGAUAUGGAAACACUGUCAACAGUGGGUGUCAAGCAGUAAGCCUUUAGGUAGGUCAGUGGGCUAUCUUGUAAAAGCAGACUGCCCUACUGUUUCUGCAGGGACUGAAAAAUAUGAUCUGGCACCUUCAUUUUGUCUACAUUCUGUUUUCAGGUGUCUUAGGAAUAGACUGAAAAUGGGCUCUAAGAAGUGUUUUGUUCGCUCACCUAUUGCAACAAGGAGCAAAAAAAUUACAAAGAAAAGUUAAGAAAGUAUCUCUUUUUCUUUUAUUGGUAAAAAUUGGGUGCUGCCCUAUAUGGCUCAAUUCAACUUGGACGUAUUCUAUUUUAUACGGAUACGUAAUACUUAUUUUUGAGGAAGCAAUGUUACCAUGAUAUUCUGAAAAGUUUAAUUUUGAAUUACCAUUGUUUAUUGGAUCUUUUUUCCCUUUUUGAAAUGCAACUUUGUGUUAAUUAGAGAUAUGCAGAUUUGUUUUUGGACUAAAGCGCCUUGAAUUCCCUAAAAAGCUGUGUUGGCUAGGGCAUUCUGGGCGUUGUAGUCCAAUGAAGUAUCUGCAUAUUUCUAACAUUAAUGCUGAAAUUUAAAAGCUCUGUUCCUUCCUAUUUCUUACAAAUGUACUAUUUAUGGAAAAAUUAUUUUUUCUCCAAAAUAUUUUCAUGUUCCUUUUUUGUGAGUAAAAAAAACCCACCACUGAAUAUGUAUAUUGUAAUUAUGAAUGGAUAUACUACUAUGUAGCAAAUGUUGGAACAAAGAACUUGGACUAGGAUCCUCCUAACAAUCCUAUGCAGAAUGCUCCAUUACACAUGUGGUUCCUUGUUUCUCACCAUGUGCAUAAGAGAGGUUCAUGAACCCUUGCAUACAUUUGAAAGCUCUGUUGUUUGCAAGCUAGUGACUGUUACUGCAAAUGAACACUUCAGGUGCAGAGAUG